Paramormyrops kingsleyae is the source of this 2158-nucleotide messenger RNA. RefSeq lists its product as uncharacterized. The record is from RefSeq and is a predicted model, not a curated record. NCBI's taxonomy places the organism in Eukaryota, Metazoa, Chordata, Actinopteri, Osteoglossiformes, Mormyridae.
UGUAACUGAUGCACGAAUAUUCCGAGUCACUCCUCUAUAUAAAUGCAUGUAACCCUAAGUUCUAAUUCAACUGUUUUGCAUUUCACUAAUCAAGAUGAAGCUCAUUGUCAGUCUCAUCAUCGCCUGUGCGCUCUUCAAUAAAGUGUACUCGCUCCAGUGCUAUAAUUGCCUGCGGGAGUGGUGCAUCCCGGAAAAAGUUACCUGCCCAUCUGCACAGAAAUGUGGGAGUACAGCAGCACUUUCCGUCACUGGAGAGGGAAAUAAACCUCUAUCACAUGAAAGGCGCUGUAUGCAACCUAAGGAGUGUAUUUCUGGUUCAGUGAAUUUAGGAUUUGUAAGAAUUGGAAUUAACACCACAUGCUGUUCUACUGACUUCUGCAACGCUGAAACUAUUCCUGAAUAUAGUAAGCAUCCCUUCAAUGGGAAGAAAUGCUUCACAUGUUCUGAAAAAAACUGUACAUCAACACUCACAUGUAAGGGAGACGAAAAUAGUUGUGUCAAAGCGACAGAUACUGCUGAAGGCCGUACUAAAAUAUCAAAAGGAUGCAUUUCCAGUAGUUUGUGUGCUGAUAAUGUACCUCUGCUGAACACGGUCUUCAACAAAAUCACCUUUAACUGCUGUGAAGGAGACCUGUGUAACACAGCUCACAGUCAUGCUGGGCUCAGUUUACUGCUGCUGCUGCCUCUGGCCUGUUUCAGCCUCUUCCACUGAACUUCUUUUACUUCACUUUUAUAGUAAUAUGUGUUUUUCAGGCUUUGAUUUUUGUUUAUACUCAAUAUAUAAUAGUUACUUUUCUGUAAAACCUUUGUAUAAUGACUGAACAGAAGUUUGGCAUUUUCAGUGUCACCAUUCUGAGCCCACAGUGAUCACGACACAGGCGCGCCUGUGGUUUUCCUGUUUGUUCUACAAUGAUGUGCGUGCUAAGGAUCAGCUGAUGCAUUACAGUAACAGAGGUUGGCAGUUUUACUCAGUUUAGUUUUCCAUUUAGAGCAGGGAUGCCCAACUCCAGUCCUGGAGGGCCAGAAUUCUGCACAUUUUUGGGUUUCCCCUCUUUUAACACACCUGAUUCAACUCCUGUGCUAAUUACCACACAGCUCUUGAGCUGAAUCAUUUAUGGUGCAACAGGGAAAGAACUAAGCUACACAGGGCUCCGGCCCCCCAGGACUAGAGUUGAACACCCCUGAUUUAGAGGAAUGGUGAAUACAUUCAAGUUUUUUUUAUUUGUCAUUCUUUAUUCUGACUUAUCUCUGGACAGGAUAACAAUCAAAAGGAAGCCUAGUUACAAUAACUAAGUACACAAUAGUUAGUUAACACAAAAUCACCAUACCUCUGGAUACAACCCCGGAAACCUGUAUAACACAACUAACCAUGAUAAACGACAAGUUAUUCAACAGCAACAUAUUUCAUAUCAAAAUAUACUGACAUAUCACAUACUGCAGUAAGGUCUCCAACUAUGUGACAUGCAUAUUGACAUUGAAAAUUGGCGUCUCAGGUGGGGAUGUCUGACCUAGGAUAACUGAUAGAGUGAUAGAAAACCCAGCACAGGUUAAUGUGUUAGAUGUUCUGGUGUUUUCUUUAAUUGCUUUGCUUUUUUAUAAGUUGAACUCAUUUUCGUUCCCAGAGGCACAGGUAAACAUUCAUUUGCAAAACAAAAAAAAAAAUCUCUAUUACAGGUUUAAAUGAAUGUCUAAUAUACAAAGAAAACCAAUCAUUCCUAUAUUAUGUAUUGAUGGUCCAGUACAUUUUAACUUCACAUUUACUUCUAAUUCAUAGCAAAUAAUGUCCAAUUUAAAUAUUCAUCAUCAGUAUGUAGCAUCAUACACAUGAUUGAAGAACCAAAAGUAAUGACUUCUCCAAACGUAAUACUUGCCUAACAGUCCCUGCAUACUCCUCAAGGUUUUAAGAGCUACCCAUUAUAUAUUCCGUUUUAUAUUUCAAGAUUUUAACAGUUUUACCCACCUGGUAGUGGUAGACCACCGGCCACAGGUGCGUUAGAUGUUCUGGCGUUUUCUUUAAUCCGUGUUGCCAGGUCCAGCAAAAGUCUUUUUCUGCUUGAAAGGUCUGCUUAAAAUCCCCAACGGAAGCUGAAAUUAGCCCAAUAUUUGAAAUCCCAGUGUACUGUAUCUCAAAGAAAUAAACCAGUAUUUUGCGCGCUGA